Messenger RNA from Labeo rohita (rohu), 2855 nucleotides. RefSeq names its product E3 ubiquitin-protein ligase TRIM39. Lineage: Eukaryota; Metazoa; Chordata; Actinopteri; Cypriniformes; Cyprinidae. The coding region runs from base 103 to 1740 and encodes 545 amino acids. Gene Ontology annotation, molecular function: zinc ion binding; protein binding. The record is from RefSeq and is a predicted model, not a curated record. The transcript is spliced from 7 exons.
AAAGUGACGUGAGGAACAUGUGACAAUGUACGCUGUCUUUCCUCCUGCAAUUACACCACAAAUGCACUAAGGACACACAAGAAGCCACACAGACCUAGAGCGAUGGCUUGUUCCAUCAGUUCUCAGGUUGCAGAACAGUGCCUGUGUUCAAUAUGUCAGGAUUUCUUCACUGACCCAGCAACCAUUCCAUGCGGACACAACUUCUGCAUGGAAUGUAUCACUCAACACUGGGACAGCAGUAUAGGACCUCAGUGCCCACUGUGCAAGACGGACUUUCACUUGAGACCAGAACUUGGCAUCAACAGAGAGUUCAGAGAGCUCAUUGAAGGACUGAAGAGGGCGGAAAGUCCUAUCCAACUUGGCACAGUACCAUGUGAUGCCUGUACAAAAAUAAAGAGAGGAGCUUUAAAGUCCUGCCUGCAUUGUGAAGGAUCUUUCUGUAAAACACACCUAGAGCCUCAUAACACUGUAGCAAAACUGAAGAAGCAUAGGAUUAUCAACCCUGUGGAGAAUCUGGAGGAUUAUAUAUGCCCGAAGCAUGAGAGGCCGCUGGAGCUGUUCUGCAGAGAUGAUCAGAAGUGUGUGUGCCUGUCAUGCACGACAAAAGACCACAAAGCCCACAAGAUUGUUCCUGUGGAGGAGGAAAGCGAAGAACGGAAGUCUCAGUUGGGGAGGAGACAAGUCGAGGUUAAUUUGAUGAUUCAGAGCAGGAUGAAGAAAAUUGAAGAGAUCAAAUGCUCGAUACACCUCAGCAAGCAAAGCUCAGAAAAAGAGGAAGCAGACAUUGUUGAGCUUUUCAACAAUCUGAUCUGCUCCAUCGAGAGAUGUCAGUCUGAGCUGCUGGAGGUGAUAGAGCAGAAGCAGAAAGCAGCAGAAACACAGGCUGAAGAGCUCAUUAAAGAGCUGGAGCAGGAGAUCGCUGAACUCAAGAGAAGAAACGCUGAGCUGGAGCAGCUCUCACACACUGAAGAUCACCUGCACCUUCUACAGAUUUAUCCAUCCCUGUGCACGCCUUUAGACUCCAAGAUCUGGGCUGAGAUCAGUACUGACACUCAUCUGAGAGAGGACAGUCUGAGGAGAGCCCUGACAAAGCAUCAAAAAAUUCUCAAUAGUGUAAUGAUGAAGAUUACAGAAACUGAGCUAAAGAAGAUUGAGAAGUUUACAGUGAAUGUGACUAUGGAUCCUGACACUGCUCAUCCAAAACUGUUCUUGUCUGAGGAUGACAAACAAGCUGUGUGCGGAGAAACACGACAGGCUGUCCCAGACAGUCCAUGGAGGUUUGAUACAUGUCCCAGCGUCCUGGGGAAGGAGGGCUUCUCCACUGGGAAAUUUUAUUUUGAAGUGCAGGUGAAAGGGAAAACUGACUGGGAUUUAGGUGUGGCGAAGGAGUCUGUUAAGAGGAAGGGAGUAAUUACUCUGAGUCCAAGGUACGGACUCUGGACUCUGUGGUUAAGGAAUGGUAGUGAGUAUAAGGCAUGUGACUGUAUGUCUGUCCCUCUCUGUCUGAAAGUCAAGCCCCACAAGGUGGGUGUGUUUGUGGAUUAUGAGGAGGGUUUGGUCUCCUUUUAUGAUGUGAACUCUAAGACUCACAUCUACUCUUUCACUGGUCAGUCAUUUACUGAGAAACUCUAUCCGUAUUUCAGCCCGGGCUUUAAUUAUGGAGAUAAAAAUUCAGAACCACUGAUCAUUUCACCUGUCGGCAUGGAUAAGUGGAUUUCAGUCAAUUACAACUAUUUGUGAAGAAGAAGAAGAAGAAGAAAAUAAGAAUGAUUGUCAGUGUAAUAAAUGACAGUUUUUUUCAUUACAAUAACCUCAAAUAGAGCUGAUCUUAAAACUUAUUAGGUUUUUUUUGAGAAUUUGUGAUUUUGAAUCUUAUAAAAUAUUUUAACGAGCCUCAUGACUUAUGUUUAGCUGUAACAAUGAAUUCGACAAUAAAUAAAUGCAGAAAACAAAUUCUCUCUCGAAUCGAUUCUGAGCUUGGUUUUUAACAGCAGAUGGCGCUCUAAUCUACUUUUUUAACCCCACACGAAUGCUCAACAAUAUGUAUCAUGGAUAAAUCUUAAAUUCCAUUAAAAUAACUCAUUGAUACUAAAAUAACACUGAUUGAUGGAUAAAUAUUGGCAUGUGAGGAAUACUGUAAAUGACAACAUAAUAGAAAAAAAAAAAUGACUGGCAUAAAAUGAUUUUAACUUCAAAAUGUUUAAAAUAUUUUACAUUUUGGUCGGUGUUUCAUGAUGUUAAAGGUGUGUUCUUGACCUUUUCUCCAAAACCAGAGACCAGGAGAAAAAGCCUAGUGUGACUUCCGUAUUCAUCUGAAAAUCUGAAGGAUUUUAUUUGCCAGAAACACAGGAGACAGGAGACCUUUGGAGCUGUUUUGUUGAGUCAAACACUGUGUGUCAGAUGUUUCCAGCUGCAUGUUUUUCAGAGUACUUCAUAUAUGUCAAUUUAUUAAGUAAAUCGAGGACCGUAUUAAGUAAAUAUAUUUACUUAAUAUAUGGCAAGAAAGUCUAAACAGAGCUUGCAACCCUGCCAUGCACAUCAUGGCUGUUAAUGGCUCUCCUGAUGAUGGACUCAUGAACUUCAACAUUAACCAAUGUGAGAAAAGCUUGUUAGAAGUUAUCUUUGGGGUUCUGUGCAAUCUUGCUUUGGAGUGAUCUUUGUUGGUCGACCACUUCUGGGGAGGGUAACUGUGGUCUAGAAUUUUCUCCAUUUGUACUCAAACUGUCUGACUGUGGAUUUGUAAAGUCCAAACUCUUUUUCCAGCCAUUAGCAACAACAACUUUUCUGAGGUCCUCACAGAUCUCCUUUGUUUGUGCCAUGAUUCACUUUCACAAACAUGAUCAGACUUUAAUAAA